This is a messenger RNA of Ectocarpus siliculosus, 893 nucleotides long. Lineage: Eukaryota; Phaeophyceae; Ectocarpales; Ectocarpaceae. The record is from the annotation of a GenBank genome assembly.
CCAGGAAAUACGGAACAUACACGACCACGCACCAAGGGCUGGAGUCUUGAGCAAUGUCGCUGAAUAGCGUGGCAUCGCACGACCCCUUCUACGCAGUGCGAGAUGAGGUUUCUGCAAAGAUUGAGUACAUCAAGGUUCGACUAGAGCGCUUUCAAGACCUGCUCAACAACACCAAUACUGCACAAAAUCGCGACUUUCAGGAUCUCAGAAAAGGGCUUACCAAGGAGGUCAAGGGGGCAGACGCCCAACUGAGAGAUUUACGGAGGACUGUGGAGUACGUGGAGAACAAUCGAGAUUCCUUCGCUCACAUCGAUAACGCUGAGCUAUCUGAGCGAAAAACGUUCCUCUCCGACUCGAAACAAGUGUUACUCCGCGCCAGUGAUGCGCUCGACGGGCAGCAAACCAAAGAGAAGAUGGCACAAGACGACCGGUCGGAAAUGGCGAAAUACCGGAGCAAAGGAGAUUUGGGGGCGCGGACAGAGGUUGAACGAGACAACACUGAGCACAUUCUGGAUCAUCAGUCACGCGUUCGAAUGCAACUUGCGCGACAAGAUGAAGAUCUCGAAGAGCUGGGCACUCACGUAGAGCGGGUCGGCGAGACAGCGACUGUCAUCAACGAGGAGCUCAGGAGUCAAAAUAGGCUGCUGACAGCGUUGGACGAUGACAUGGAUGAAGCCACAGAAAGCAUGAACUUCGUUAUGGGACGGCUGGGGAAGCUGCUCAAAACUAAGAGCAAGUGCCAAAUCUGGACGAUUUUGCUGCUUUCCUUCAUCCUCAUAAUAUUAGUGCUGAUGCUCAUAUAUGUUUAGUGUUGAGCUACAGGCUCGCCUUGGCGGACUGACCGACGGUUCGGCGAAUUGGGAAGAGAGAGAGACGACCUGGUGGAGCAACGU